AUGACCAAUGCAAGAAUUUUUAAUGCAUCCAAAUGUGAACUUUAUCAAAUCAAACUCCGCGGAUCAAUUCGACUUCGAGCUCAAUUUUUCGGCAAUUUGAUAGCUGCUCAAGCAGCUCGACAAUUCAAUCCUUUCUUAAGUCAAGGAGAAUCACCAUCCGUGGAAUUCGACUGGGAUCGAAAGGAGCCAACCUUCCUGCCUGAGAUGGUAUCAUGUUCCAUCGAAUUAUCAGAUUUUAAUCCAAAGUUGGGAACAACAGGUGAAUUCGAUGGAUACCUGAGACUGAAGUCCAGCUGCUCGGGGGAACCCUUUUCAAAAUUUACUAAUACUGGUAAGAUAUGUAUAUAUGUAUAUAUAUAUUCAUAA
Messenger RNA from Rodentolepis nana, 366 nucleotides. Lineage: Eukaryota; Metazoa; Platyhelminthes; Cestoda; Cyclophyllidea; Hymenolepididae. The record is from the annotation of a GenBank genome assembly.